CGGGGGCAGAAAAGCCGGAUCACUGGAUCUGAACCGGAGGCCGGAGGGAACCACCUGAACGUCCUUGUGAGGUAACGUGUUCUGUCGGUGCAGAGGUUCAGGUGGAGCUGGAGAUGAGACCCGAUGUUUGAUGUGUGGAGAUGUAGAUGUAGAUGUUCUCACAUCCUGGAAGUUCAACUGUCCCUGAACGUGGCGUCGCCUGAAAGUUAAGUUUCUUUACUUUUGGGAACGGCAAUGAUGAAAGUAUCAUAUUAAUUUAACACUACAUUAUAACUGAAAAGUAGUUCUAGUUUGCUAUGAGGUCAAAUAUCCAAACUUUGCAUUAUGAAAUAAAAGUACUUCGGAGGUCAGUGGCUCCUCCGGUGUGAGGACGAGUGUGUGUGUGUGUGUGCGUGUGCGUGUGUGUGUGUGCGUGUGUGUGUGUGUGUUGUGAUCCCUCGCUGGUGUUCGCUGUCAACAUGGCGAGUGGCAGAGGGAGAGAGACUCUGACAGCUGGACGAGCCAGUGGAAAGCAUGCGGCCGCGUCUCCUGCGUGCUAUUUAUACUCACCUGCUGGUGUCUGUUGGUUCACGCCCCGGCCGCGGCAAAUACCGCCGCACUAAACGGCGGCCUGACGAUCACGAAAUCUGCUGCGUCGACUCCUGGUUUUGUUUUUUUGUGUGUGUGUGUGUGUUAUAUAAAUAUAGACGACAUGACAGCUUCCCACAAGUGAGGUCAAAACAUCUCCAUCGCCCCCUGGUGGCUGGCUUCGGUACAGCUCACAAGCCCCGCCCCCCUCCACCAGCAGAUGGGACGUAGACGUUCAAUAAAUGUUUCUGUCAUUUUAGGGAGUUUUAGUUUGAUGCGUUAAAAAUAUAGGGUGAAACAUUGUGACAUGUAGCCCUCAGGAUGAAUUGUAAUACUUUCCUAAUUUUUUCUUCAUGUACCAUUAAUUAGAUAAACAUUUUCUGUUGUGUCAUCUGCAAAACGAAGGAUAUUCUCAUCAUCCACAGCUGAGCUUUGUGUUUAGCGCUAACUGGCAAAUAUCAACCGUAUUAUUGUUAAUAAUAAUGAUGAUUUGUCACUCUUGGACAACAACAAAUUAAUUUAGGUUUUUAAAUAAAUUCAUGUCUCAUAUUACUUUUAUUCCUACAAUGUGUUUUUAUCUGAAUAACUUGUUCAAAGGUUUAAAACAUCCUCAGGUUGUUGGUGUUUACGCCUCUGAUGUGUUUGUUCUUUGUGUCCUCCUCCAGUUUCUCACCACAGCGACGCCGACGUCGACGGAGACAUGGCCAUACCCCGGGUGUUCAACUCCAACACGCCGUUCAUCAUCGUGACCGGAGGAUCCGAGCUCUCGUUUCAUGGCAAAGAGGACGGCGGCCAAUGUGGCGAGGAGGAGAAGGACUCGCUGGUCCAGGCCAUCGCGCCCCAUCUGAGUCGGGUGAUGCAGCGCGGCACCGCCAAGCACGUGGUCACCGCCGGGCAGGAGGCGUCCGAGGAGAACGCCUGCGUCUCCAUCGUCGCACAGGCUGAGAGAGAAGACUUCCAGGAGUUCAGUCCAACCACCACACAGUGUCCGUACUCAAGAUCCCAGCAGCUCAAAAAGCUCAGGUCUGUGGUCCAAGAAUCGUCCUUCGUGAGCGACACAGAGGACGAGGACUUCGAGGCCAAACUCCACAGGAAGCAGCGCAGGAGAAGCAAAACGAGACCGAGUCAGGGGGAGGGGGAGGGGGAAGAGCGGCCCGUCAUCCGAGGCCUGUGGGUGCAGGAGAUCGACUGGCUGAAAUCUGUCAGCGGAGAGGUGACGCUGUCCCUCGCCGACGUCCUCCCGCCUCCUCCUCAGUUCACGGACGCGGUGUCGUGCUCCUGCAGCCGCGGCGACCGGCUCGCCUGCAUGUACGACGACGGCUGCAGCUGCGCGGAUGUGUGCGCCUGUGUCGGAGAAUCAGAGGACCAACACAGAUCGAUAGACACGGACGACACGUCCAGCUCUGAGGACAGAGGGGGCUCGGACUCGGACUGCGGUCCGGAGCAGGACUCGGAAUCCAUUCGCACUCACGAAAGUGACUCGGACUCUUCCUGCUGCGCCGAGGACGACGAAGUGGCGCCUGACAACUUCAGAGUCGAAGCCAACGUUUCAAAUGUGAACACUGACCUGAUGCACGUGUCUGGUCAUAACGCUUGUCGUGCCGAGUGGGAUUCUGACUCCACGCAAAGCAUGCCGGGACUCUCGGACUCAGUGAACACGUCCCCUGGUUCUGACGACCUCUGGGAUACCGAGGUCGUUUUGGAUGAACUGAGAGGUCGAGUGACGCGGACGCAGAAGCAGUUUGUUUCACCUUUCUUCGAAGAUUUGAUCAAACAGACUGUGAGAGACGGGAAACACAACGUGCCUGUGAACGAAGGGCUCGUAUUUCAUCAUCUGCUGCAGCCCCGUCGCUGUCGGUACAGGGAGGGAGAGGAAUACUGCGUUCUCCACCACGUCCACAACGGCUCGUACGGUGACGUGUUCUGCGUUCGCGACAAGGCGACGGGAUUCGAAUGCGCCGCCAAGAGGAUUCCUCUGAGUCACUUCAGCCGGGAGGAGGUGAGCACGUGGAGCGCUCUGAACUCCCCCCGGGUGGUGGAGCUGUUCGGGGCCGUGAGGGACGGAGCGAACGUCGUGCUCUUCAUGGACCUGAAGCCAGCUUGUUUGGCGCAGCUCCUGAAAGAGACCAACUGCCUGCCUGAGGAUUUGGCCCUGCACUACCUCCACCAGUCACUGGGGGCGCUGGAACACCUGCACCACCGGAAGGUGCUUCACCUGGACGUCAAAGUUGACAACGUGCUGCUGUCGGCCGACUGCAGAGACACAUUCCUCUGUGACUUCGGCCUCUCGGAGACUGCAGACGAGGGCGGGCGCAGCGGCGAGGCUUUCAGGGGAGCCGCCCUCCCGGGCACCGAGAGCCACAUGGCUCCGGAGGUGGCCCGGGGAGAUCCGCUCUGCGCCAAGGCCGACGUGUGGAGCAGCUGCUGUAUGCUGCUGCACAUGCUCAACGGAUUCCCUCCGUGGACUCGCUACUACUCACACCCCCUGUGUCUCCAGAUCGUCAACGAGCCUCCUCCUCUGUGGGAGGUUCCGUCCACCUGCAACAACUUCACGGCCAAAGUGUUCCGGGCCGGACUGCGGAAGGAUCCGGACGGACGAGCGUCGGCCAAGGAGCUGAGGAGGAAAACCACCAAGGCCCUGAGAGCAGUCGGAGGUUUGAGUUCCUGCUCCGUCAGAACCGCCUGUGAGAUUCUGCACCGGGGCACCGGGACGACGCCCCCUGAGGACGGCCCCCGCUCUGCCUCGGCACCCGCGAUGCACUGGGUGAGCCCCUGGAGGACCACAGCGGGCGACGAGGACUCGGAGGACGGAGACUCUGACGUGGAGGCGGAGUCUGUCACCGGGGCGAAGGACUCGCAGCCCAGAUCGCUGCGGGAUGAGCAAGACUGGGACACGGGGUCGGACUCUGACGUGGACAUGUACAUGGGAGAGGAGGAGUUCGUCCAGGAGACAUGGACGAAGACUGACGGGGACUAUGAGGGGGACUGGGAGGAGGAGGAGGAGGGACAGGAGGAAGAGGAGGAGGAGGAGGAGGACUGGGAGUCGUCUGUGUCCUCAGAGUAUCUGCGAGCUCUCAGAGGCCUUUUCCCUUUGCUGCAGAAAGGCCAGCGGAGGAGCGACAGUCCGUGGGGAUCAGAGCCGGAGCUGGAAUUCCACCGGGACAACGUGGCGUCGGGCGCCAGGAUCCAGACGCCGUCCCCUGAACCUCGAGACGACCCCCCGUCCUGCUUCAGCUGCUCGGACACGUCGCAGGUCGACGCCUCGGGGAAGGACUCCGACCAUUCGUCCGACGACCUGAGCUCUGGAGUCUUCUCCUCCUGCAACAGCCGGUCGGACGGACGCCUGGAGUGGUCGGCCUCGGCCAAUCAGCCGCACUCCUACCGCUUCGAAGGCGUCGACAUCUGGAUCGAGAACGUCCAGGGCGAGUGUCUGAGGAUCCGAGAGCGGCGGCAGGUCAAAGUGGGUCACGUCGCUGUGGGAAUCAGUGAGCAGAUCUCGGGCAAGGCCUUCACUCUGGAGACGCUGGACAGGAAGUCGGUGUCGUUCGAGGCAGAAAUCACCGAGUCCUGUGUUUGGCUGCGCUGCGUUCCCGCCCCCGACACGUGUCGGCUCUGGAGGUGGAGGGUCAGAGACGGGAAGCUGGAACUUCAGGAAUAAAACACACUUUUAUAUCUUUGUAUUGUCUUCGCAGACUUGUGGGCUGUUUGUUCUUAAAUCCUGUGGACUGAAAAAUACUUGUACAGUAUGAAGAUGCACUCAGUUUGUUCACUGGGUCGAAGAUGCUGCAGGUGGGAGAGAAACGUUUUCUCAGAAUUAGCUCAAGUGUGUGGACGUACACGACGACGGUUUCUAUAACAAUAUACUGACACAGAAGAUGAGUUAAACAUAUAUAGAUAUAUAUAAAUAUUUAGAUAUAUAUAAAUAUUAUGGGCAUCACUUUCUGAUAUAUAUAAAUAUUAUGGACAUCACUUUCUGAUAUACAAUUCUUAUAUCGAUAUCUUUAUUGAUGGUAAACAAAUCAGUCACUAAUUCUUUAUUAAGAGGAACAACUUUUGUGUUGCCAGAUUAUAACUUUACUUAUUCUUUUGACCUGGACGUCUGGACCAAAACCUGAUUAUUGAGAAUAUGUGAGAAUCCUUUAAUAUAUAUAUGUAUUAUUUAAUAUCAUUUAAACCAUCUAUUAUUAUUAUUAACCAACAAUAAAGCCACUGAUUACAGCUUGUAAACCCUUUAUCAGUGGGCUUAUAUGUUUAUUUAUCACAAAAAAGUGCAAAUGUACAUAUAAGUGCGAUACUGGAGCGCUGGUCAAUGUGAUGGAUUACUUCACAUACAUAGAGUAUUUGGUUAUGUUCAGUGUAUGCCCGUAUACACAUAUUCAUAUACAGCUGUGUAUUUAUAAAGAUUUUUCUGUGUCAGUUGUUUAUUUCAUUCUUCAGAUGUUCCCUCGUGUACGAGCAGCAGAUCACAAUGUCUCUCGUGUCACCUGGUGUUUCUCAGUGUCGACUGAGCGAAGAUGCUCGAGGCCCUGACGACUUUCAUACUCGAACAUUACCAACGUUUUAUAUAUUAAUAAAAAAAACUACCUAAGAUGUAAAA
Molecule: messenger RNA, 5164 nt
Organism: Scophthalmus maximus (turbot)
Lineage: Eukaryota; Metazoa; Chordata; Actinopteri; Pleuronectiformes; Scophthalmidae
Gene: map3k14b
Product: mitogen-activated protein kinase kinase kinase 14
Exons: 15
Coding region: 1268-4225 (985 amino acids)
Biological process (GO): positive regulation of canonical NF-kappaB signal transduction; protein phosphorylation
Molecular function (GO): ATP binding; protein kinase activity
Source: RefSeq, a predicted model, not a curated record